Molecule: messenger RNA, 1179 nt
Organism: Scatophagus argus
Lineage: Eukaryota; Metazoa; Chordata; Actinopteri; Scatophagidae
Product: neurexophilin-4
Exons: 1
Coding region: 203-958 (251 amino acids)
Molecular function (GO): signaling receptor binding
Source: RefSeq, a predicted model, not a curated record
GGAAUAAUUAAUGCUGUCAAUUUAAUUUGGGAAGACUAUGAAUAUGUGAAAGAAGAAUUUGUGUAAAUACAACUUUAAAUUACAACUUUGUUUUGCCGUCAAUGAAAUGUUCUUCUUCUUUUUGCUUAUUUCUUUUUAUCUCUAGGUCCAAGGGUUGGAGAAGCAAGUGGAGUUCUCAGACCUGGGCCCUGUGGGGUCUGUGAUGAAAACUCUUCCAUAUGGCAUUGGUGGAGGCACAGUGGGAGGAACGACUGGGGGAGUGGUUAAGCCUCCAUACCAAACACGUGUCUUCUCCCCUUCCAUUGACCAGACACCCAUGAAAUCCAAGCCACCCACCUACAAUUUCUAUAACCCAUAUGAGUCAGCCCGGAACCAGUCCCUGGUCCUGGACCAGACAGGAUACCGCUCUAAGCGCAAGCCCUCACUAAAGACAGCCUUGAAGACCAAGAAGAUCUUCGGCUGGGGAGACUUCUACUUCAACGUCAAGACCAUGAAGUUCAGCUUGCUGGUGACAGGGAAGAUUGUGGACCACAUCAAUGGGACGUUCACUGUUUACUUCCGCCACAACUCUUCCAGCUUGGGCAACGUGUCAGUCAGCAUCGUGCCACCAACUAAAGUGGUGGAAUUCGAGGUCCUCCAACAACAGCAGCUGCACCCCCACCAGGAUGUCCAGAUCCAGGAGACCCACCAGUCCACCAUCUACCCCAAAGAGGCAAAGACCUUUAACUGUCGGGUGGAGUUUGAGAAAACCAAUAGAUCCAAGAAGCCCAAACCCUGCCAGUACGAUCCAUCUCAGACCUGCUUCACAGAGCAUACCCAGUCCCAAGCUGCCUGGCUCUGUGCCAAACCCUUUAAGGUGAUCUGCAUCUUCAUUUCUUUCUUUAGCAUCGAUUACAAGCUGGUUCAAAAAGUGUGCCCGGACUACAACUUCCAAAGUGAGCACCCUUACUUUGGAUAAGGAAGUGGGACUGAACUGAAAGGAGAAAAACUAAGACACUGUUAAUGACGACAUAAUGAUUAUAAUGACGAUGACUAAAAUGAUAGUCAUACUGAUUAUGAUGAAGAAGUAGGGGGCAGUUUUUUGCCUCUAAACUGCUUUGAAUUGUGGAUUUAAAUUAAGUGUAAUCAGAGUUAUGGAUGGUUAGGAUAUGGAUGAUUUCUCUGACUUAUUUUCCAACU